AUGACAAAAAACAAUGAAAACGACGAUGACUAUGAAGACGAAGAUGGCCUCAACGGAUUCGAAAGCCUAUUGGCUGAGUACGAUGACGUCAUCGCGGAAGGGGAAUUCCAGAAUUAUUUGCUGAAUAAUUGCGAUGGUAAUGAUGGAGUUGUUUGUAGAGGGGAUGAUGUUCUCCCUAGCGGGGAACCAGGUCGAAGAGAUGGACAUCAUGGGUGGUACAACACGCUGACAGACGAUAGUUCGAAUCUCGUCUGUCCUUUUGAACCACAUACGUAUAAUCAUACAUAUAAUAAUCAGCCCCAUAUAGGCAUACCAUAA
This is a messenger RNA of Helobdella robusta, 318 nucleotides long. RefSeq lists its product as hypothetical. The record is from RefSeq and is a predicted model, not a curated record. Bases 1 to 318 code for a protein of 105 amino acids. Lineage: Eukaryota; Metazoa; Annelida; Clitellata; Rhynchobdellida; Glossiphoniidae. The transcript is spliced from 2 exons.